Messenger RNA from Bursaphelenchus xylophilus (pine wood nematode), 4391 nucleotides. The record is from the annotation of a GenBank genome assembly. NCBI's taxonomy places the organism in Eukaryota, Metazoa, Nematoda, Chromadorea, Rhabditida, Aphelenchoididae.
AUGUUUCGGUCGAUAAAUCGACUAAUCCUCCCACAGACCCGUUCCAGAUGGUGCCGAUUCUACCAAGGACGUCCGAUGACGGUGACACCCGGCAUCGACGAUCAUGUCUCGAACGUGGUUUUGAUCAAGUCCGCGGAUCCCAAAUUCCUGUCCAUCGAGCUUCAGAUGGGUAAGAAAAAAAAAUUUUUUUGAAAAAUUUUGAGUUUUAGAGGACACAGAGUCUCUGAGGAUCCCAUUGGUAUGGCUUCGGGAUCAUUGUCGGAGCGAGAAAUUCUAUGAUUACAAGACGAACCAGAGAAAGUCAAAUGUGACGUCAUUGUUUGACCAAGCUCGAUUGAGCAUGCAUAAGUAAGUGUUUGUAUUGUUCUUUUGAGUAUUUAGGAACUUCUGAAGAUACGUACGACCCUUUAAAUCCAACAAAUUGCUGUUUCUGAAAAAAAAUUUUCUUGUUUUAGGUAUCCGGACCUUAAUUUAGAUCGCACAAGACUUAAAUACAACAUUUCUUUGAUAUUUUGGGUUGUAGAAUUACAAGAACGUUAUGUUUUUGCUGUUUUGAAGGCAGAAAGUUGAAUUUUGUGAAAAAUUUUAUAUUAUUUUAGGUAACCAGACCUUGUUUUAGCUGAUUUGAUGGGGAAAUGAAGGUUUCUGCGGUAUUUUUUGUUGCGGAUUUUAAAGAGGGACUACUCUUAUCUAUUUAAAAAGAGAAAUAUUGUAUUUCGAUUAAAAUUUAUGUUACUUUAGGUAUCCGGAUCUUAUUUUAGAUAAAUUUUUGUCUCGGAAAUUCAAGUUUUAUACAUUAAUUUGUCGUGUUUACCUCUAAAUUGUAUAUAAAAAAAUAUUUUUAGAUGUAAUAAAAGGGUUUUAAUAAAUUUUCACCUUAUUUUAGGUAACAUUUGCCUUGUUUUACCCUAAAAACCGUAUUUACCCAAAUUUUUUCAGAGUUCCUUUCGAAUUCGACAAGAAGCAUCAAUUGUUAACUGUUCGAUGGGAGGAUGGGCAUGAAAGCACGUUCAAUUCAAAGGAAUUACUGGAUUGGGCCGUGUUUACCCGAAAAGAUUAUGACGAAUGUGCCUCGAGGACUUUGUGGAAUGCCUCAACAUUACGGGAAAUACCAUCAGUGUCAAGGUAGAGCAUUUUGAACGAUUUGAUAGUCUUUUUUGGCGUAAAAAAGAGAUUUUUUGAGCGUUUUAUAUUAUUUUCGGUAUAAAAUGGCCGAAACUCUUUGAAACGUCCGAAUUUUUGGAUUUUAAUUUCUUGUAAAAUACGUCAGCUUUCAUUAGAUAGUCAUUUUUGUUGAUUUUUUUGUCGAAGGAGUAAAUUGCGUUUUUCCAAUUUUUCGAAAUUUUUAGGUAACAAAAUUCAAAAAAUCUCAAAUUUCACGCGAUUUAUCGAAUUUUUGCGGUGUAAAAUACGAAUUAAAAUUAAUGUCAGCCCUCUUUGUAAAUUUUUAUCACCGAAUGAACUGAAAAAUCUGCUAAAAUACGAUGAAAAUUUCGAUUGUUUCAGUCAAAACUUUGAUUUCGCCGUUUUUGCCCGAUUAUUCGUCCGAUUUGGAGUGGCCGCGGUGCUCGGCGUGGAAUCACGGAAUGAGAAAGCCACAAAGAAGCUGUGCGAGUCCAUCGCACCUUAUCAUGGCACCUUUUUUGGCGAUUUUUGGGUGUUUGGCACUAAUGAGAAGGUAAAAUUUUUUGGUAAAAUACGUUCCGUAAUUUUGAGAUUGUAUGUGAGAGUGGGUUAAGGUUUGUUUUUAGUGAUUUUUAAGAGGAAAAAAUUGAAUUUGAACCUUAUUUUACCCAAUGUUUUGAUGUUUUUGACCAAACCGUUGAUUUUUCCCCAUAUUUAGCCGAAUGAAGCCGCCUACGACAAGCAUGAGGACUCUGCUUAUGGAAACGCUGAGAUUGGCCCACAUAACGAUGGGACUUAUAUGGAUCAGACCCCCGGAAUUCAAGUUCUCCAUUGUUUGAGACAGGCCAACGAAGGCGGAGAAAACAUCUUCGUGGACGGAUUUGCGGCCGCCGAACAGCUGAAAAAAGAACGCCCUGACCUUUUCGACGUCCUAGCGACAACUCCCGUGGAGCAUCACUACUUGGAAGGCCUUGGUAAGGGAAUUUGUAAACUGCAGACUGCAGGUGACAUUUUAUACGAACGAGGAUAUGAUCUCUGAUUUUGAUGAAACUUGACGGAAAUUAAGAGUACCGGUUUAUAAGAGAUUUUAAAGACUUUUUUAGCUUCCGAAUUAUGUUAUUUUUUGAGAUUUUUAGAUUGCAAAAUUGAAAAAUUUGGAUUUUUUUUUUGUUUUUUUGGGGUGGGAUUUUCAAAUUCAAAGAAAAAGAGAGGGCUAUAUUGCUUUUACAAAAAAUCUAUUUUUUUGCGACAAAUUUUUUUUAUUUAAAAAUUUUUGCCUUGGUCCCCCCUGACCAUUUUUUGUCAAAACAUUUUUUUUGAAACGUUUUUAGUAUCUUUUGAAAUUGCAUUUUCUUGACAAUCUAUGUUCUAAAACCUCUGAUUUAUUAUAUUUUUUGAUUUUAGAUAGCCCAAACUUUGGGUCCGACGACUAUUUCGAUGAAGAUCCAAGCACUGUAAAUGAAAAAAGAAAGGAGAAAUUACACGCCAGAAGUGUGGGAAAACCCGUACUGCACUGCUUCAAACACAAAGUGAAUCAGAUCACGUAAGUCUAGAACGAUUAGAGUGGUAAAAGUUGGUUUCGCACAGUGCAUAGGCAUUUUUUGAAAUUUGCACUGUGCGGUGAAAAUAAAAUUGAAUUUAUACUGUGCAAAAUGGAUUUUUUUAAAUUGACGUUUUGUAUGGGGAAAUUGUAAAGCAUUAGCAUAAUUUUUAAACCAAAAAAUUUUUUGAUUGUAGCUUUUACACGGUGCAAUAGAUAUUUUUUUUCAAAUCUGCACUGUGCGGCGAAAAAAAUUUUGAAUUUGCACUGUGCAGAAUGGAUUUGAUAAUUUGACGUUUUGUAUGGUAAAUUUUUAAAGGACUAGUUUGAUUUUUAACAAAAAUUUUUUUGAAUUCCGCUUUUGCUCGGUACAAAUGAUUUUUUUGAAAUGUGCACUGUGUGGUGAAAGUAAAAUUGGAAUUUCACAGGGCAAAAUGGAUUUUAUAAAUUGACAUUUGGUAUGUUGAAUUUUUAAAGCAUUAGUGUAAUUUUUAAACCAAAAAACUUUUUUAUUGUAGCUUUUGCACGGUGCAAUAGACAUUUUUUCAAAUCUGCACUGUGCGACGAAAAUAAAAUUGAAAUUGCACAGUGCAAGAUGGAUUUUAUAAAUUGACGUUUUGUAUGGUAAAAUUGGAAAGCACUAGCGUAGUUUUUAAAUAAAAAAUUUUUGAAUUCCGCUUUUGCACGGUGCAAUAGGCAUUUUUUGAAAUCUGCACUGUGCGACGAAAAUAAUUUUGAAUCUGCACAGUGCACUGGAAUUUUUUUUUUGAUUUUUAUUAUUUUUUCAUUUUCAGGUUCAAUCCCUAUGACCGAGCGCCCCUCCGGACCCUCCGAGUAGUCGAACUCGACGCCAGUGCGGCCGAACGCAACGUGGAACUCACUGUUUUGUGGUACGAAGCCUAUGAAAAGCUCUCCCAAAUAAUUCACAACGAGAACAAUGCACUCAAAGUGAAGCUACAACCAGGAACAGUUGUGUUUUUCGAUAACACACGGAUUUUGCAUGCUCGGAGCGGAUUUGAAGUGAGUUUUCUGGGGAAAAUUAAAAAAAUUUUUUUCCUUUAAAUUUUUUUUGUUUCAAACAUUAUGAAAAUUAAAUUUUUAGCCUAAAUUUUUUUUAUUGCCUUCAAUUUUAUCAAAAUUUUUUCGAAUUUUCCGCAAUUUUAUUUUGACCGCACCAUGCAAUUUUUGGAAAAAUUUUUGAUUGCACAGUGCGCGCCUGAUAUUUUUGGGUAUUGAUCAAAAUAUUUGAAACUGAAUAUUUUAUUCACCUACGGUUGUGUUUUGCCGAUGGCGAUAUUUUGCGCGGUGCAAUCUUUAAUUUUUUUCCAACUGCACAGUGCGAUUUUUUAAAAAGUUCUAAUUGCACCGUGCGAAAUGUGGAAUUUGUCGCUGUUUUUGAUUAAAAUAAUUUAUAAUCGACUGAAAAUUAUUGUUCAUGUUAGAUUUUGCCAUUUACAGUAUUCUUGACCAUGCAAUUUUAAAUUUAUUUUUCGUCGCACUGUGCAAUCCCCGAAAUUUUAGAUUUUUUUUUGCAAAAAGGAAAUAAGAUGGCAGUUUGUUGUAAAAUAGUUUAUCAACAAUGUCUGUGGGAGUGUUUUCGACCCCCAACUAAUUAGAUAUUCGAUUUCAGGGCCAUCGAAAAAUGUGCGGCUGCUAUUUGAGCAGGGACGGUUUCCUGGCCAAAGCACGGCCAUUAUUGACCUCCGACUACUAUAAACACAUUUAG